AUGUUCCUCUUACUGCUCUUUCUGUUGGUCAUUGGUACAGAACUGGCUGGUCCACCAGAAGGUCCCCAAUGGGGGAAUGGAAAGUCCACAAGUCUCAUGCCAGGCCCUUCUGAUUUGUACAAGGUCGCUCCCCACUGCGCAGGUACAGCCUGGUCCCUCAUCGCUCCCCAGUGCCCAGCUACAGCCCGGUCCCCCAUCGCUCCCCAGUGCGCAGCAAUUGAAAAAUCCCUCGGAUCUGCCACCCUCAGUGGGGGUCCAGUGCGGGAUACUUUGUACCAACUACAGCAACUUCACUUCCACUUUGGAUGUUCAUCAUUCCAAGGCUCAGAACACACAGUGUCUGGAAGUUCGUAUCCUGUUGAGGUACAUUUUGUGUUUUAUAACACAAUUUAUACAGAUUUUGCAAGGGUUGCGGACAAGGCUGAUGGACUCACCGUUGUUGGUGCAUUUUUAAGUUCGAAGCCGAAUGGAGUUCUGGGAAGACUGCGAAUCAAAUUUGAAAUGAUCGUCGCUGAAGGGAAAAGUGUCCCAGUGAUAGAAGCAGACGAAAUAUUUUUAAAGGAUCUUGUACCCGCUUUAAACAAUGGCUCGCCAUACUACACUUACCAAGGAUCCCUUACCACCCCUCCCUGCUUCCAAUCUGUGCUAUGGAUUGUGCUGACAGAAACUGCACCAUUCAAUUCAACCCAGCUUAUUGCGUUUAAUCGGCUCCUGUCUCCAACUGGUUACAGUGAUAGGAAGAUGUGCAACAACUUCAGACCAGUACAACCAAGGUGUUGCCGAGACUUCAACUCAACAUCAUUUGUGUUUUUUACCAUAAUUCAUUCCAAAAGUUCUGCCAGUUUUACGAAGCCAGAAUUCCUAACGACUAAAAAACCAUGUGCUCUCAUCCGAGUCACAAAGUUUCUUACUUAG
This is a messenger RNA of Stylophora pistillata, 915 nucleotides long. RefSeq names its product carbonic anhydrase-like. The record is from RefSeq and is a predicted model, not a curated record. NCBI's taxonomy places the organism in Eukaryota, Metazoa, Cnidaria, Anthozoa, Scleractinia, Pocilloporidae.